AUGAGGCCGUCGUGUGAGCGCUUGUUCGAUCGAGGAGAAUUAAUUUCCUUUCCGGUCAUCAGGUCAUGGCGAAAUGAUCGUACUGCAAGAUUAAUCGUAUCUUCAUGAGAGCUCGGAUCUCACGUUAGUCGCUCGAUCAGCGGACAACAAGCAGUCUCUCUCCUCGACCCAUGAACGGGAGCGAGAGAUUCGCCAACUCAAGAAGGCAAGCUGCAUCGGGUGAAAUUCUCUUUGGAUCAACCCAAAAGGCGAAGACGAAGACAAGCAGAUAGUACUGGCCAAUCUAAUCCGAAAUCUUCAUCAUCAAUCUUCCCAAAAUCUCGUUUGAAAUAUUAUCUACUCUAUCUUGACAAAAGCGGAUAAGCAACGCCCUCUAAACAACGCAACGUUACGUAAACGCGUGAAAAAUUGACGGUGGUCAAAAGCCAGGACGGAUCGAGGCAACGAAGGGUAAGUCGCAAGUAUCAUUCGGUAAAUAGUAAGAUCCGGAGAGACAUAACACCUCUCUACGGAAAUCCUCUCUAUUUGGCCGGCGAUUCCCAUUGCUCUUCGUCUCUCCUGGAUUCUCAUUCAAGCCCCAUCGUCGUUUCGCGUCUUCCCACAUCGCAGGCAUAAAAGUAUAACGACUUGGAACGCGUUACGUUCGCAGUUUACAGGGUGAGGGUGCUGUAGUGCUUCCGCGAUAGCACGGGAUCGUCCGGUAGCAUCGUAAAACUCGUGGAAGAGUCCACGUAAGAGCGACGAGGCCGACAACGACGACCACAACGUUUCAAAUUACCGAAUAGUUCAAUAGUCGCAAAAAUGUGGCGAAUAACAUCACAUUAUCGAAUAAAAUAAUUACGGAGUACAAAAAAAUCGCAAUUUUCAAAAUUAAAAUAGAAGGCUGAAGUAUUAAUAAUAAUCGGGCUGAUUGAGAAAUCAGAUUGAAGAGACGGAGAUAAUGAUAAAUGAUAUUCCUUUGUGCAAUUCUACGGUCUUUAAUACUCGCAAAGUGAACGUAACGCGAGAGUGACGCAGUGCGAUGAACCGUUAAAACCCCUGGUCCGGCAGAAUUCCGAAGAGACGUUGCCCGACGUGUUCGACACGAAGGAAUUCAAUCGCGAAAUGGACCGCGCGAUAUUUGAAUACUCGCGUAGAUUGUAGCGUGGGUGAGUUCAGUGAAUCCCGUAUCCGAAGUAGAUAUUGUGAUCGUCGCCCGCGGAUAGAGUUCAUUUCCGGAUAUCACCGAUACUCCGAUACUUCGUCCGAUGUCUGUUCGUGCGCUGCUCGGAACUUGGACUGGCUGCAAGCAGCUGGGGAGCUUUAGGAUCUCUCCUUCGCAAGGGAAUCGGGCGAGUUCACGCGUGUAAUUUGUUUGGAGAACGCUGAAACACGGUGAGAAAAUUCCAGAGAUAUGGAUCACGUGCACGUGAAAUCGAGAUCGGCCUCGAAGAGCAACCCAACGAAGAUGGCCUGUGAGAAGGCGUCGAGACGCCUUAGGACGGUCCUCGUGAGGGCGUCUCGCAUCGGCGUUUCUACGGCGGAAGUCGCCAGGUUACCGGCGGCCAAGAAACUCAUCCCGCAAAGAGAUCACGGUUGGAAAUUGGCGGUGUUUCUCCUACUUAUGUUUGGAGGUGGAGUCAUCGUCGCCUUGGUGUGCACCGCCAGGAAAGGAUGCUCAAAACUGGAGGAUAUCAGUUUGGCGACCUAGCCGUUGCGGCCCAUUAUUCUUCGGGGACCGAUAGCGAUGUUGACGGCGACGAUGACAGCGUUGUCAUCAGUGACAACGGUGGCAGCGAUAAGGAAUCGUCUGAACAAGAAGACCACCACGUGCCAACGCGGAGGCAGCUGGCCGAACAACGAUCUCGACACGAAUUAUUCAGACGGUCUCGAAACCACUUUAAGACGUCGGGACAUCACGAUCAGGUGCGUCCGAUGGCACGACUCGUCGUCACUUAACGGUGUCGUGUUGGAGAACAAGAGUGGAGUGACGAUACUGAGAACAUGUUGAGUGCCUACGGCCGCGAUCGAAUGAUAAAAUACGUUCGUUAAAGGUGGUGAUACGGCACUGAAUUUUUUUACAAAUAAUCUUACGAGAGGUAGAGUUAUGUGAUUUCGAUUCGAAAUGCUGCGACAAAUGAGCGAUGU
Messenger RNA from Mycetomoellerius zeteki, 2127 nucleotides. RefSeq lists its product as uncharacterized. NCBI's taxonomy places the organism in Eukaryota, Metazoa, Arthropoda, Insecta, Hymenoptera, Formicidae. The record is from RefSeq and is a predicted model, not a curated record. The transcript is spliced from 2 exons. Bases 1394 to 1690 code for a protein of 98 amino acids.